Messenger RNA from Cucurbitaria berberidis CBS 394.84, 855 nucleotides. Its product is annotated as prenyl cysteine carboxyl methyltransferas-like protein Ste14. NCBI's taxonomy places the organism in Eukaryota, Fungi, Ascomycota, Dothideomycetes, Pleosporales, Cucurbitariaceae. Gene Ontology annotation, biological process: C-terminal protein methylation. Gene Ontology annotation, cellular component: membrane; endoplasmic reticulum. Bases 1 to 855 code for a protein of 284 amino acids. The record is from RefSeq and is a predicted model, not a curated record. The transcript has 2 exons. Gene Ontology annotation, molecular function: protein C-terminal S-isoprenylcysteine carboxyl O-methyltransferase activity.
AUGGCCUCGAACGGCUCGCUCAAGUCAUCGCGCGUCGACAUCUCCCUCCCGAUAAAUCGACCAACAGAGAAGGGCAACUGGACUCCUGAGUUAGAUGCGAAGCUGCGAGCUCAAGAAGCCUCCAACAUCCAAAUAAAGGGCCCAAAUGCCCUGGCUCCAGAAUUCUUCCCCCAUGGCAAACGCUCCCUCUCAGGCAUCGCAGUGCGCGCUUUCUGUAUGGGUUGGACAGCUUCAAUCGGGUUCGUCUUGACUGCACUGCUCGUAUACCAUGGCAGCCGUCUCUGGCGGCCAUGCAUGUUCCUCGGAACACUGUCCGUCUUCCACUUCCUCGAAUUCUACACAACGGCCGCAUACAAUACCCCGAUCGCCUACGUCGCCUCGUUCCUCCUCACAAAUGGCAGCCAGUACAGACAAGCUCAUACACUGGCCUUGAUCGAGACGUGCAUAACCUCGUACUUCUUCCCCGGCUGGCUAGCUCGAGUUCACUCGCCGCUAAUAAUUUCGUUGGGCAUCGUAAUGAUUGCAGUGGGACAGGGUGUUAGGAGCACAGCUAUGGCUCAAGCAGGCACCAACUUCAACCAUACGGUGCAGUCACGCAAGAACGAUGGACAUGAGCUGGUAACCAACGGGUUGUACGCCUAUUUCCGCCAUCCUUCAUACUUUGGCUUCUUCUGGUGGGGAAUUGGAACGCAGCUCAUGCUCGGAAAUACUGUUUGCUUCCUGGGAUAUGCCGGCAUAUUAUGGUACUUCUUCAUGAAGAGAAUCUCGCAUGAAGAGAAGCAUUUGAUUGAUUUCUUCGGCGACGACUACAAGGCCUAUCGGGCCCGUACACGCAUUUGGAUACCUUUCAUCUGA